CAUUGUUAAUCCGCUCCCUGCAAAACCCCACUCAUUUUACCAUGUUCUGCUCUUCCUGAUUCACUCUUUUGCUCUUGCUCCUCUGCCUUUCGACUUCUUCUGCUGAUUUUGCGUUGAAUUCAUCUAAGCCGUUCACUUUCGUGAUAGAGUCUAUCUUUUUACUCAGAGAAGCUCUCAGCUGAGAAGCUUUUAUAUUUGUGCAUCACUCAUGGAGGUUAAUGCGAGUCCGUUAGAGAAGAAAGAAGCAAAUGAAGUUGUCCUUAUGAUUUCAGGCGUUGAAUGUCAAAGCAGAGGUUCUUCACCAAAACCGAACACUGAGCCAAUAGAGCUUGAAAAUCCUCUGUCAAGUUCACAAAUCUCCAAUUUGACAAGCCCCUCUGCUAUGGAGCUCACUCAGUCGAUCCCGACUCCGAGUGAGCAUCGACUGAGUGAGCUUCUGAAUAUCCAGACCAGAAAGUCCAUCUCAAGCUCUACAAAUGAGAAGCUGAAAUCGAGAUCCAUGGAACCGCCGCAUCCUAGUGAUACAAGUGCUAGUGCAUCUAAGGGCGCUGUGGAACUGGCGCUGAGCAAGUCUCCAGUCAGUUCGGUUCCAUCACCGGCUGUAGAGGACGAAGACGAUGAGGAUGUGUGCGAGACUGUGAAUCCCAAGUCCCAGGUGAUGUCGGGCAGAAUGAAGUUUAUUUUGGCUCAGGUGGUCAUGUUUGUGUGCAUCACAGUGCUUCUGAUUGCAAGUUUAACCAUUCGUAAUCUGCGAAAUAUAGUUAUUUGGCAUGUGCAUUUGUGGGGAUGGUGUUUGCUGAUGUGGGCAAUCUUUUGUGGUAUGCUGGCGACAGAUUGGUUGAUCAAAUUAUUGAUUUUCUUGAUUGACAAGAAGUAUCUGCCUAAAAGAGGGUUUUUACUUUCUCUUUGCAUUAAAGGACAGUGCCGAGGUGUUGGCCUGGCUGUGUCUGGUCACUUUAGCCUGGGUUUUGCUGAUAAACCAUGGAGUGAAAUGCUCGAGACACACGACCAAGAUUCUGAACCGGGUCACGAGGGCGCUCGUUUCUUGUCUUGUAGGAGCUGCCUUAUGGCUGAUCAAAACGUUCCUCGUAGCAUGGCUUGCUGUUUCUUUUCAACACAAAAGAUUCUUUAAUCGCAUGCAAGAUUACUUCUUUCAACACUACGUGAUAAGGAAACUUUCUGGCCGCGCGGUUCCAGAGAUAAGUCUCAAAGUGAAUAUAGAGAUGAAAAUGGAUAAAGUUUCUCCUUGGAAGAUUAUAAAAUUUGCCGAUUCCCUAGAUGAGGCAGAGAGAGAAGAUAAGGAUAUCACCGAUGCACAAAAAGCCAAGGAUGCUGUUAAAGCUAUAAUCAAGAAAGUAGUCAAGCCAGGGAGCGAGUGAGAGCGCUAACUUCCUUAAACUCUCUUCUACUCUAGCAAAUGAUACUGUUGCUUCGAAGCUCCAGGAUUGGUGCAGUUGGUUGGGACUUCGGGGGGUUUCCAGCUGAGAAAAUAGAGUUUAACCUUUUGAAUUUCGCCAACUGCAUGCAAAUUGCUCUAGAUUUUGAGAAAUUUGCACAGGCCAAAGACUGGAUUUAAUAGUUCAUGGGGCUGCCUUUAGAUAGUCGGGUGUCCAACCCAUGCCCUUGGGUUAUUGAAAAAAAUCUCAUUGCUCCAGAGUGCGUCACUGACUCCUGUUUUCUGCUGUUUACUAGGUUUAUCGAGAAGGAUGACCUUUCGCGCUUCAUGCGGAAGGAACAAGUUGAGAAAUUAUUGGCUUUCUUUCCCGGAGCGAAAGAAACUGGGAAAAUCAGGAAGUUGUUUUUCAAGAUCUGGCUGGAGAAUGUCCAUCUUGAACGAAAAUCAGUCAUUCGCGCCUUCAAGGAUACGAAAACAUGCAUCGACACCCUGGACAAGCUUGGUUCAGCACUUUUUCUCGUCCUGAUCAUCAUUCUGGGGUUGCUUCUGACAGGAUUAUUGACAACGCCAGUGCAAAUCUUUAUUUCGUCGCAGCUUUUGCUUCUCGAGUUCAUUUUUGGGAACGCUGCCAAAGACUUGCUUGAAGCUAUCGUGUUUGUAUGCGCGAAGCAUCCGUUCGAUGUGGGCGACCGCUGUGAUGUCGAUGGGGUUGAGAUGGAGGUUGCCGUGAAGAAUAUCCUGACUACUGUCUUCCUGACAAACGACGGCGAAAAGAAAACUUACCCAAAUUCAGUUCUGGCCUCCAAACCCAUCAGCAAUUUCAACAGGAGCCCGCCCUUGAGCGAAUCUGUGGAGUUCAAGGUCGAUUUCUCUGCUUCAGACGAGAGCCUUGGAGCUUUGAAAGAUAAAAUACAAACGUACUUGGAUAGAAAUCCGAACCACUGGCAUCCGGAUCCCAGCGUUGUGGCCAAGGAGAUCCUGGACGGUGACCACUUGAAGAUGGUUCUCCACGUCACCCCCACGAUGAAUUUCCUAAAUGCCAGGGAAAGGGCGGCCCGGAGAUCCGACCUCGUGCUGGAGCUGAAGAAAAUCCUCGAAGAGCUCCAUCUCAAAGUGGCGCGUGCAUCCUCAGUAAUUAAUCUCAGUCAGACCGCGAUCGGCAGCCACUACUGUGCACGGUUUUGA
Molecule: messenger RNA, 2581 nt
Organism: Eucalyptus grandis
Lineage: Eukaryota; Viridiplantae; Streptophyta; Magnoliopsida; Myrtales; Myrtaceae
Product: mechanosensitive ion channel protein 10
Exons: 4
Coding region: 1583-2581 (332 amino acids)
Biological process (GO): detection of mechanical stimulus; monoatomic anion transport; transmembrane transport
Cellular component (GO): plasma membrane
Molecular function (GO): mechanosensitive monoatomic ion channel activity
Source: RefSeq, a predicted model, not a curated record